Molecule: messenger RNA, 3578 nt
Organism: Carassius gibelio (silver crucian carp)
Lineage: Eukaryota; Metazoa; Chordata; Actinopteri; Cypriniformes; Cyprinidae
Product: prenylcysteine oxidase 1
Exons: 7
Coding region: 213-1742 (509 amino acids)
Biological process (GO): prenylcysteine catabolic process; prenylated protein catabolic process
Molecular function (GO): prenylcysteine oxidase activity
Source: RefSeq, a predicted model, not a curated record
CGAUUUCCGCUUCCUUUCGUCGGCUGCUGAAGUUCACGCAGCUGUUUCUUCUUCUUCGUUGGAGUUUUACAACAGUUGGACUUGGUGUCCAUAGAGUCGCAUUACUGCCAUACGCACCUGUUUUAUGCACUUUAUUACCUUUAAACUUUAUUUUAACUUCUCAUCUCGAACUUUAAACAGAUGUUAAUAGUGAGAAAGCCUGAAUCCCCAGAAUGGCUCUGAGACACCUGUCGGUGAAGGCGCUCCUCUUCUUUGGGCUCUGUCUGGUGGGACGCAGGGGGUUUGCCUCAGCUCCUGAACUCAGAGAGCCACCAAAGAAAAUCGCAAUAAUUGGCGGUGGUAUCGGAGGCACGGCAGCAGCGUUUUUCUUGAGACAAGAGUUUGGACCGGCAGUGAAGAUCGAAGUGUUUGAGGCUGGGACUGUGGGAGGGCGUCUGGCCACUGAAAACAUUGGAGGAUAUGAGUAUGAGACGGGAGGAUCUAUUAUUCACCCCCUCAACCUGCACAUGAAGCACUUUGUGGACAGACUCGGUCUGUCUCCUCGUGCCGAUGUUUCUUCUAAGCUGGCGAUAUUUGACGGGAAGGAGCUGACAUUUGAAGAGAGCGACUGGUUCAUAGUGAACGUCAUACGCAUGCUGUGGAGAUACGGAUUCAACUUCAUUCGAAUGCAUAUGUGGGUGGAGGGCAUACUGGACAAGUUUAUGAGGAUAUAUCAGUACCAGCAGUUUGGCUACUCGUUCUCCAGCGUGGAGAAGCUGCUUCAUGCUAUGGGUGGAGACGGCUUCCUCUCUCUGGUCAAUCAGACGCUGGAGGAGACCAUGCUGGCUGAGGGCUUCUCUCAGGUCUUUCUCAAUGAUGUCGUAACACCCGUCACAAGAGUCAACUACGGCCAAAGUGUCCGAAUCAAUGGAUUUGUGGGUGCUAUUGCACUAGCAGGAGCCGACUCAGGAUUGUGGGCAGUGGAUGGAGGGAAUAAGAUGGUUUGUUCCGGGCUUCUGUACCACAGCAAAGCUGAACUUAUUCCAGCUCGUGUGACAGCCAUCUCCAUGAAGACGAGACCAUCCAAAACUGGUUCCGCUGCAAAUUUCUACGAAGUGAACUAUGUUGGCGAGUCUGGUGCCGCCCAUUCCACGUACGACAUAGUUGUAGUUGCCACACCUCUCCACCAGGGCAUGUCUGACAUCAACUUCUCAGGCUUUUCUCCUCCCAUCCCAACCCACUUCCCUGGUCGCUUCCACCAAACGGUGGCCACGCUGGUGCACGGUCUGCUCAAUGUGUCCUAUCUGGGCACCACAGUGAAGCCGGAAGACUUCUAUGUUUCUGCCGUCCUCACAUUAGACAACAAAGCCUGUGAGAUCCACAGCCUGAGCUCUCUGAACCCAGUGAAGAUUCCCAAGGGUUACUCCCGCAGCGCUGCCAGUCAACAAAAAGUAUGGAAGAUCUUCUCACCUCAGCCACUUUCUCAGAAGAAUCUGCAGGAAAUCUUCCUUUCCUGGGACUCGGUGUCGGAGAGGCGCUGGCUCGCGUACCCCUCCUACAGCCCACCGCACCGCAGGACGCCUCCCUUCAUCCUCCACGAUCGCCUCUACUACCUCAACGCCGUGGAGUGGGCGGCCAGCGCCAUGGAGAUGAGUGCCAUUUCCGCCCGUAAUCUGGCCCUGCUCGCCCACCACCGCUGGUACGAGCAGACGGACAAAAUCGACCAAGAGGACCUGCACACCAGACUCCGAGGUGAACUCUGACGGAGCAGCGCUGCAGAAAUGCUUCGGGUUCAUAAGCAAUCAAAUCUAGUAUGGAGAAGAGAGACAGACCUGUGCUGUAUAUUUUUCAAAUGAACUUUUUAGGUUAUUACAUAAGUAAUUACAAAUUAACACAUCCACAAUAAUCAUUACUGAAAUGAGAAAUGGGUUUCACUAGUGCUGUUUUUAUGAAAAUAAUUAAUAACCAUAAAAGGGUUUUGACUGACGAUAAACUCUAUUACUUUGUCCCCUACAAAUCUUGGACUGGUAUUUAUAGUAGAAUCACUUAAAAUUAAAUAAUUGAAAUAAAGCUAAACUUAUAGAAAUAUAAAACACAAACAUGACAAAUGUUGAUUUUGAAGUACUAAGAUUUAAAUAAAUAUAAAUAAAAGCUAAAUAAAUAUAAAUAGAAUAGGAAAAUAAAUAUAAAAAAAAAAUCUAUAAUAAUAUACUAAAACAAGCAUUAACAUUUAAAUUUAAAUUUCCAAAAUGAAUAAAUAUUAUAAUAGUGUAGAAGAUAACACUUCAUCAAAUUAUUAUAUAUUGUAUCAGAUAAACAUACCAUAUUUAAUAAAUAUUUGUAAUAGUUUUGUUUUAGAUUUCGAAAGCUAAAUUUGUAAAUGUUCAUUUCAUACUUACGGGUAAAACAAGUUUCACAAACGACCGAGCCAUGGAGAAAACAACUAUUUGAGAUCAUUUUUGUACGCGGUCUGUCUAUAUUCAUCUUUGUGCUGUGUGUGUGCUGUACAUCACAGAUUUUCAUUACCAUCUGAAUUUUGUGCUAGGAAUCUUCAGUGCCUGUUAUUCUAAAUGAUGAUUUUCAUUACAUUUUUUACCAUGUCACUUAAAACAGAUACUGGAAUAAAAUGACUUAAAUUAAAAAUAGCAUAAAUUAAAGACUGAACAACAAAUACAACCAUUCAUGAUAAUUACAGUUAAGACAUGGAGUUGUUCUAAACUAAAGUUUCAUGAGAUUUCCUUGCCUAGAUGCACUGUAAAACAUCACAGUAGUAGUGACUUAGACUGUGUUAAAGAGUGGAUAUACAGUCCACUUUACUGCUUGUGAUAAGACGCUGUCCCUCUUCUCAAUGAAAUAGAACAAAGUAAUGAUAUUGAUUACUACUGUGUGUGUGUUUAACACUAUCAUGUGCCAGGUUUCCACAGGUUUGAGAUGUACGUGUUUAACUGUGGUUAAAUCAGUCUGCUUCACCUGCUCAGUCCUUGAAUACAGCCUCAGUAGCCUAUAUCUUUCAUGCAUGUGCUAAGACACUUCUGAAUUCUUAUCAUUUUAUUCUUCCUGCAAAAUGUGCAUUUAGUAUAAUGUUAAUUAUUCUUGGUGGUUUUUCAACAAUGCAAAAGUUUAAAUGACGUUUAAGAAUUUGAAAGAAAGGAUGUGUGACUUCAUUUUACUUCAGCUGACCGAAGUCAAGUAUUGAAUAUAUAUUAUGAAUAUGUAUUUUGUCAAAUUCUUCUGAAAAAUGUAAAUUAAAAGUAAAAAAAUCUGUAAAAAUCUCUUUCCCAGUGGCACUCACAGUCCUGGUGAACUUCAAGUAUUAAUACUACUGACACACGGGUUUGGACUUGAUGUUUCCAACACUCUUAACUUUUCAUGCACAUGAGCCUUUCUGAUCAAUGACUUGCUUGUUAAUGUUUCCUUCCUAGAAAGCAAAAGAUUUCAUUCUGUUCACAUUUAAAUUUCUUAAGGAACAGUGUUAAGAAAUGAAUGAAGAGUGCUUUUAUAAGAACAAAUGGAUGCUGUUUAAUAACUUUUUAGUUAUUUUGUUUAUUGAAGAUCACAACCUGUUUACAAUUUUCAAUAAAAUGUCUUUUAAUAUGUAA